Labeo rohita (rohu) is the source of this 1254-nucleotide messenger RNA. Its product is annotated as GTPase IMAP family member 7. Lineage: Eukaryota; Metazoa; Chordata; Actinopteri; Cypriniformes; Cyprinidae. The record is from RefSeq and is a predicted model, not a curated record. The transcript has 2 exons. Gene Ontology annotation, molecular function: GTP binding. The coding region runs from base 1 to 1254 and encodes 417 amino acids.
AUGGGAGCCAGUGAGUCUUCAUCAGAAAUAAAAAUUGUGCUUCUUGGGAAAACAGGAGACGGCAAAAGCAGCUCUGGAAAUACAAUCCUCCAAAAAAAGGUUUUCAUGCCCAACGCUUCACCAAAUUCCGCAACAAAAACAUCUGUAAGACAGGAUGGGACAGUAAAUGGAAGAAAGCUUACAGUUAUUGACACACCUGGACCCUUUGACACGAGCGAUCGUGAUGAUGAGACCAUUAAAACCGAGAUCAUUAGAGCCAUUACUGAAUGCGCUCCGGGUAUUGAUGCUUUUGUCAUUGUUCUGAAAGUUGACAGGUUCACAAAACAAGAAAUUGAGAUUGUGAAAAAAAUCGGUGAGUACUGUGGAGAAGAUACCUUUAAACAUGCAGUGGUUUUAUUCACUCAUGGCGAACAGCUAAAAGGUCAAACCAUCGAAGAAUUUGUUCAGAGAAGUACAAAACUCCAAGAGCUUGUCGAUAAAUGUGGAGGCCGCUGUCACGUCAUCGACAACACAUACUGGAAGCGAUGUCUCUAUUGCCCUUGCAGUUGUGGAUACAAGAGUAAUAAUUUCCAGGUGAAAAAUCUGCUGGAUACCAUAAAUGAAAUGGUGCAAGUGAACGGCCGCUACACCAAUGAGCUGAUGUUGACUGCAGAGCAAGAAAUUCAAAAGGAGAUGAAAAAUGAAAACAAUGGCAAUUUACCUUCAGAAGAGAGACGUGAAAGAGCAAAGAAGAAUGUUUUUGAAAAAUUUGUCCGUCGGCUUGCGGGAGUGACCACAGGGAUACUGGUUGGUGCUUUUCUAGGCAUCGGUGUCGCAGUGGCCUCCGUGGUUGCUUUACUGAAAGGAACAAACUACAGCAUAGCAUGUAAAGGAGUGUCGCUGGGAAUAGCAGCAGCAGAAGCGGCAGCAGCAGCAGCAGGAGCAGGAGCAGGAGGAGCAGCAGCUGGAGCAGGAGUAGUAGCAGCAAAGGCAGGGAUAGCAACAGCAGCCGGAGCCGCAGCACUGGAGGCAGGAGUUGCCACAGGCGCCGGCAUAGGAGCAGCAGCUGGUGCAGGAAUUGCUGCAGGUGUCCUAUUUGGAUCAGCAGCUCUUGCAGGAGCGAUUGGUGGAGGAAUCACUGGAUACAACGCAGCAGAACAAGCUGAUUCUGUUCUUGAAUCUAUUAAGAACUCAGCCAAAGCCAACUAUGAGAAAUCAAAAAGGGUUGUUGAAAAGGCAGAACAACUGCCACUUAAAGCACGUAAAAAGAUUUAA